AUCAGAUUUCAUGCUGGUUACUUUAGAAUAAGCCUGUCUCUUGGUAGCCAAGCUUUAUUGUGGAAGACACUAAUCGAACCAACUGACGAUGAUACAAGCACUCUACGACGUGUCUUCCACAAACUCCACCCCACAGCUUUUCAUGUGUUAUGGUCUCUUGCUUUCUUUACCCUUGUUUUACUUUCUCUUUUAUACAUUUUGCGAUACUUGUUUUACUUUAAGAUGGUGAAAAUAGAAUUGUUACACCAUGUAGGGGUUAACUAUCUAUAUGCCCCUUGGAUUUCAUGGCUUCUUUUACUUCAUUCUGCACCAUUUGUUAAUCCAAAAACCUCGUAUCUUGUUCUAUGGUGGGUUUUUGCUGUUCCGGUGGUGGCGCUUGAUGUGAAGAUUUAUGGUCAGUGGUUUACCAGAGGAAGGGAGUUUUUAUCAACAGUUGAAAACCCAACAAGCCAGUUAUCCGUCAUUGGGAACUUGAUUGGCGCACAAGCAGCAGCUGAUAUGUGGUGGAAAGAGAGCGCUGUUUGGUUAUUUUCACUAGGGAUGGUGCAUUAUUUGGUGCUUUUUGUAACACUUUAUUAGCGACUAUCUGGAAGCCAUCGGCUUCCAGCCAUGCUAAGGCCAGUUUUCUUCUUGUUCUUUGCAGCACCCAUUAUAGCAAGCCUGGCUUGGGAAUCCAUAGCGGAUGAUUUUGAUACUGCAUCAAAUAUGCUUUUCUUCCUCUCGCUGUCCCUCUUCACUUCACUGGUAAAUAGACCAACACUCUUCAAGAGAUCAAUGAGAAGGUUCAAUCUGGCAUGGUGGGCUUACUCAUUUCCUCUGACUCUGCUUGCUCUAGCUUCAACUGAACAUGCACAAGAAGUUAAAGGCGACAAUAAACAAGUUCUAAUGCUUUCCCUUUUGUUUGAUAAUCUUCACUCUGCUCAACCCCAGCAUGCUAUUACCAGACAAUGA
Mangifera indica (mango) is the source of this 951-nucleotide messenger RNA. Its product is annotated as S-type anion channel SLAH1-like. Gene Ontology annotation, cellular component: membrane. Gene Ontology annotation, biological process: transmembrane transport; intracellular monoatomic ion homeostasis. The annotation marks the transcript as partial. The record is from RefSeq and is a predicted model, not a curated record. The transcript has 2 exons. Lineage: Eukaryota; Viridiplantae; Streptophyta; Magnoliopsida; Sapindales; Anacardiaceae. Gene Ontology annotation, molecular function: voltage-gated monoatomic anion channel activity.